Molecule: messenger RNA, 413 nt
Organism: Paramecium sonneborni
Lineage: Eukaryota; Ciliophora; Oligohymenophorea; Peniculida; Parameciidae
Source: the annotation of a GenBank genome assembly
AUGAAUUGCACCAAAACCAAAAAUUACUACACAAUCGCCAUCACUGCCAGAAAUAAAAAGAUAAUCAAAGGAAGAAACUCCAUUGUAAGUUGUGUUUGAAUAUAUAGGAAAUUAAUGAAACCAGCAAUUUAGAAUCCUUUCUCUUAAUCUAAACUUUCAAGAUAACCAAGCAGCAGAGAAACUACAAUAUCUUAAAGAAAGUAGUCUUAAACAAAAAAACAGAAGUAGAAUCAUUAGUGAAAAAUAAGACUUAUUUUAAUCAUCGUUCUUUAAUGAAUGAUUAUUUUAAAAGAUAGAACAUUUCAAUUGCAACAAAAGUGUUUUUUUUUAAUUCUUAAGAUAAAUAUAUUCGUAGAUGUUUACAAAGACAUAGUUGGCUUGUAACUCUUCUAACUAAUAAAUUUUUGAUCUGA